Oxyura jamaicensis (ruddy duck) is the source of this 3481-nucleotide messenger RNA. RefSeq names its product signal induced proliferation associated 1 like 3 (gene SIPA1L3). Gene Ontology annotation, cellular component: plasma membrane; cytoplasm; Golgi apparatus. The annotation marks the transcript as partial. Gene Ontology annotation, molecular function: protein binding; GTPase activator activity. Gene Ontology annotation, biological process: activation of GTPase activity; establishment of epithelial cell polarity; epithelial cell morphogenesis. The transcript has 10 exons. The record is from RefSeq and is a predicted model, not a curated record. NCBI's taxonomy places the organism in Eukaryota, Metazoa, Chordata, Aves, Anseriformes, Anatidae.
GGGCGCCGGCGUGAGCGCGGCGGGCAGAGCCAUGGGGCAACGGCGCGCCGGGGACGGCCACCGCCACUCGGCGUCACCGGCCGGUCACCGGCCCCCAGCGUGGCAACCAUGAGCCCCCCCGCGGCCACGCCACCCCUCGCCGGACGAUGAGCGCCCACCGCCCGCCUCCUCGGCACGACGGCGCCGACGCCGCCGACGGCUGCCCCGCGGCGUUUUGGGCGCAGAAUGGAAACGUCCCCGGCGAGGCCGUCGCCCCCCGGCCGGCGACGACCGCGCCGCCGGUGCCCAAAAUGGGGGUGCGAGCCCGCAUCGCCGACUGGCCCCCCAAAAGGGAACCCGCAGCCGCCAGCCCGAGCCGGGAAGGGAGCCGGGAGGCGGCGUCCCCGAGGGGCGGCGGCGUCCCCCCCGGCGGGCAGCAGCCGCCCCUCGGCGGUGGCGGCGUUUCGGGGCUCAAAGCCCUGCACCGCCUGGCGCGGCGGCGCUCCAAGGACGUGGAGUUCCAGGAGGGGUGGCCGCGCUCGCCCGGCCGUGCCCUGGUCCCGCUGCGGCACCGCAGCAGCAGCGAGGUGACGCUGAGCGAGUGCGACCCCGAGGAGGCGGCGGAGGCGCGGGGGGCCAAGCUGGCGGGGGCCGGGGGGCUGUUCCGCGAGUACGGCAGCACCUCGUCCAUCGACGUGCAGGGGAUCUCGGAGCAGAGCUUCUUCGCCAUGCUCAACGAGUUCCGCAGCGGCGGAAAGACCUCGGCCGCCUCCGUGGAGAACCCCCCGGGACCGUCCCCCGGCGUGGCGGUGGACGGCAGGACGGGGACGCCGCGGGACGAGCCGGCGGCGGCGCAGCCCAAGGAGAAGGCGCGCAGGAAGGGUCCCAAGGGCGACGCCGGGGGCGAAUCCAUCUUCAGGAAGCUGCGGAGCGGCCGAAACGAAGGGGAAGGAGGCGGCGGUGAGGAGGGGAGGGCGGCCGAGCCAGGCAAGGCGUGGGUGUGCCGGCGGAGCUUCGCCCACUACGACGUGCAGAGCAUGCUCUUCGACCUCAACGCCGUGGCCGCCAACCGCGCCGUGGUGGCCCAGCGCCGCAACACCACCACGGGAGCUUCGGCGGCUUCGGCCGCCACCGCGCGCCCCGGCGGGCCGGACCCGGCCUUCGCCAGCACCGAGGACCUCAACGGCAAGGAGAACCUGGAGCACGACGUGGGGGACAACACCAGCAACGAGCUCCUGCUGAGCUGCCCCCAUUUCCGCAACGAGAUCGGCGGCGGGGGCGAGCGCAACGUCAGCUUCUCCAGGGCUUCGGGAGGCUCGGCCGGCGGCGGCCCCGUGGGCGACGGCGGCUUCCCGGAGCCCAGCCUCGACGCCCGGCCCACCAACGCCGGCAUCUCGGUGCUGGAGGUGCCCAAGGAGCUGCAGAGGAACCCCAACCGGCUCAAGCACUACAGCGUCGAGCACGUGGACCUCGGCGCCCGCUACUCCCGGGACCAUUUCCACGGCAAAGAGCACUCCAACUACUUCGGGGUGGACGAGAAGCUGGGCCCCGUGGCCGUCAGCAUCAAGCGGGAGAAGCUGGAGGACCACAAGGAGCACGGCCCCCAGUACCAGUACAGGAUCAUCUUCCGGACCAGCGAGCUCACCACGCUGCGCGGCUCCAUCCUGGAGGACGCCACCCCCACGGCCACCAAGCACGGCACGGUGCGGGGCCUCCCCCUCAAGGACGCGCUGGAGUACGUCGUCCCCGAGCUCAACAUCCACUGCCUGCGCCUGGCCAUGAGCACCCCCAAGGUCACCGAGCAGCUCCUCAAGCUCGACGAGCAGGGGCUCUGCCGGCGGCACAAGGUGGGCAUCCUGUACUGCAAAGCCGGGCAGAGCUCGGAGGAGGAGAUGUACAACAACGAGGACGCGGGGCCGGCCUUCGAGGAGUUCCUCUCGCUGCUGGGGGAGAAGGUUUGCCUCAAGGCCUUCAGCAAGUACGCCGCGCAGCUGGACACCAAGACCGACUCGACGGGCACCCACUCGCUCUACACCACCUACCAGGACUACGAGAUCAUGUUCCACGUCUCCACCAUGCUGCCCUACACCCCCAACAACCGGCAGCAGCUGCUGAGGAAGAGGCACAUCGGGAACGACAUCGUCACCAUCAUCUUCCAAGAGCCCGGAGCCUUGCCCUUCACCCCCCAGAACGUCCGAUCGCACUUCCAGCACGUCUUCAUCAUCGUCCGAGCCCACAGCCCGUGCACCGAGAACGUCUGCUAUAGCGUGGCCGCGACCAGGUCCAAAGACGUGCCCCCCUUCGGGCCCCCCAUCCCCAACGGCGUCACCUUCCGCAAGUCCGACGUCUUCCGAGACUUCUUGUUGGCCAAAGUCAUCAACGCGGAGAACGCCGCCCACAAAUCGGACAAGUUCCACACCAUGGCCACGCGCACGCGGCAGGAGUACCUCAAGGACCUGGCCGAGAACUGCGUCACCAACACGCCCAUCGACUCGGCCGGGAAGUUCAACCUCAUCUCCUUGGCCUCCAAGAAGAAGGAGAAGACGAAAGCCCGGGCGGGUGCCGAGCAGCACAGCGCCGGGGCCAUCGCUUGGCGCGUCUCCGCUCAAGACUUCGCCCGCGGAGCCGAGAUCGCCUGCGUCUUGGGCAUCUCCAACGAGUUCGUGGUGCUGCUGGACCUGGCCGCCAAGGAGGUGGUCUUCAACUGCUUCUGCGGGGACGUCAUCGGCUGGACCGCCGACGCCUCCACCCUCAAGAUCUUCUACGGCCGCGGCGACCACAUCUUCGUCCGGGCGGCCGAGGGCGGCCCCGAGGACGUCAAGGAGAUCGUGCAGAGGCUGAAGGUGACGACGGCGGGCUGCGAGACGGUGGACAUGACCUUGCGGCGCAACGGGCUGGGCCAGCUGGGCUUCCACGUCAAGUACGACGGCACGGUGGCCGAGGUGGAGGACUACGGCUUCGCCUGGCAGGCCGGCUUGCGGCAGGGCAGCCGCCUGGUGGAGAUCUGCAAGGUGGCCGUGGUGACGCUCAGCCACGACCAGAUGAUCGACCUGCUGCGCACCUCCGUCACCGUCAAGGUGGUCAUCAUCCCGCCCCACGAGGACGGGGCCCCGCGCAGGGGCUGGGCCGAAUCGGUGGAGCUGAGCGGCGCCGAGCCCAAGGGCGAAGCGGAGAGCGGGCGGCCCCCCUACCGCAGCAGCGCCGGCUGGCAGUGGAGCGGCCCCGCGUCCCACAACGCCGCCCCGGCCGCCGCGAGCCACGGGCAAGCCCUCGGUGGCCCCACGGGCAGGGCCACCAAGCAGCCGCCGCCGGUGGCCUACCGCGAGGUGCAACCCCUGCACGGCAAGAGACCCGUCAGCUUCCCCGAAAGCCCCCACCCCGCCGCGCCGGCACCGGUGGCAGCCGAGCGGCCGCAGCCGUACCGGCAGCCGUCGGGGAGCUUCUCGGCGCCCGGCGGUGCCGCCGCCGCCACCUACGCUCGCUAUAAACCCUCGUCGGAAAG